GUUCAGAGCGCAUAGCACGGGGGGAGAGAGAGAGAGAGAGAGAGAGAGGAAGACCCGUAAAACCUGUGUGCAAGUUCAGCCAAUAACUCAGAUGGCUUACUCAAGAGAAGGAAGGUCUGUUUCACCACGCAAUUCGGGUUCACCUGGUAGGGGCAGGCGGUCAAGAUCCUUGUCACGGUCCCGCAGAAGUCGCUCCAGGAGCAAUGAUUCUGGUGAUGCAUCGAACCCUGGAAACAACUUAUAUGUAACUGGAUUAUCAACCAGGGUUACGAGCAGUGAUCUUGAGAAGUAUUUUAGCAGUGAAGGGAAGGUUUUGGAGUGCCAUCUGGUGACAGAUCCUCGAACUAGAGAAUCUCGUGGAUUUGCUUUUGUUACGAUGGAAACCGUUGAGGAUGCUAACCGUUGCGUCAAGUAUUUGAAUCGUUCGGUGCUUGAAGGACGAGUGGUUACUGUGGAAAAGGCAAGAAGAAAGCGUGGUAGGACACCAACACCUGGCAGGUAUCAGGGACUGAGAGAUAAGCGAGGUCAUGGUCAUGGCCACAGACGGUCCCGCAGCUACUCACCUCGCCGAUGGGAUGACAGAGAUAGGGACCCUUAUUCAAGGGAUCGAAGGGGAAGAUCACGUUCUCCAUAUAAUAGGCGGGGAGAUGGUUAUUAUUAUGAUUCAUAUAAGAGGCGCAAGGAUCGCUCUUUGUCAGCUGACCGCGGCCACCACAGAUAGGGCAAGUCAUUUGGUAGCCAGUAUUAACCACUUUUGCCCUUGGUUAUUGAAGCUUGAUUUUGAUUCUCAUGGAAGCAUUAACUCAUUGUGUCAGUCACCCAUCCCUGCUCCAUCUUUCCUGGUUUGCUUGCAACUUCAUGUACUGUUUACAUUUAAUGGUAACUUGUUUUCCACAAGUGACGCCUGAACAUACUGAAAUGUUGUUAAAAAAACGGUUGUAGGAUAGGAACCAUUUAUCAUUUUCUUUUGAUUUCAAGUAAUAAUGACUGUUGGACGUGGAUAAUCCCCAUACGGUAGACCCAACAAAUUCCAUACAGCUAGACCCAGCAAAUGCCUUUCAUGCUCUAUAAACUUGAUGGAAGUUUGGA
Molecule: messenger RNA, 1089 nt
Organism: Populus euphratica (Euphrates poplar)
Lineage: Eukaryota; Viridiplantae; Streptophyta; Magnoliopsida; Malpighiales; Salicaceae
Product: serine/arginine-rich splicing factor SR45a-like
Exons: 7
Coding region: 92-721 (209 amino acids)
Molecular function (GO): RNA binding
Source: RefSeq, a predicted model, not a curated record